This is a messenger RNA of Drosophila takahashii, 1374 nucleotides long. RefSeq lists its product as uncharacterized. NCBI's taxonomy places the organism in Eukaryota, Metazoa, Arthropoda, Insecta, Diptera, Drosophilidae. The record is from RefSeq and is a predicted model, not a curated record.
AGCUCCCAUCGGAUUGGGAAUCAGUUGCGAGGCAGAAGCGCGCGAGUUAAGAACGCCGAGCGGAGCAACCUGACCUGGAGUUCUAAGAUCAGCAAAGAGAGAUGGCCUGGAAGACUUUCACGCUUUUACCCCUGCUAUGGGCAGCCACCCUGGCCAACCCAUUGAGCUCCACAGUGGAGCCAUUUACCCCACCAGCUCCCAACACCGAGACGCAGCCGCAGGUCAUCAAGGAGGAGCACUUCCCGGCCAUGGCUCCGCCGCAGGCUAUCGAGUCCAGCGGUUCCAGUGGCCAGCCCAUUCUACUGCAACCUCCUCCUCCGCCAGCUUUGCCCAGCGGAGAUGAGGAUGCACUGCGUCGCCGAACCAUCACCUACGAUCAGCGGCAGGAGGGGCAGUAUAACAUACGCGCCGAUCUCGAGAACUUCAUGAUCCUGCUGAUCCCACCUGGACCGCAGGAAGGUAUCAGUCUGCUGGAGCUGCUGGGACGGGGAAACACCAAGGGCAGUGGAGCGCUCAAGCGGAAGCAUCCACUGAGGAGCAACUCCCUGAAGUCCUACUACCAGAAGAGUCAGCUCCAGAAGCUGCAACAGCAGCAGAAUCAUCAGCAAUCCUCGCCAGCUGUGGCUCUGCCGGAAUUCAUCGAAGGACGCUCGCCCUAUCACGUGGACAUCUCGGCCAGCGAUCCGGAGCAGGCGCAACGUCUGCAGCGCCAGCAGGUGGACGUACUGCCUCCUCAGUUGAUUCCCAUGCCGCAGCUGAUCAAGCCCUUCCAUCUGGAGGCGGAACCGGAGCUCAUUCAGGCCCUGCCCCCCGUUUCCGCCAGCAGCAGUGCUGGCUCCAAUCUCCUCGAGAGCUACAACCAUCCAGGAUCGCAGUACUUCCGCAGUUCCCGUUCCCUGCGAGGUGACAGCUAUCUGGAUACCAAUCGUCUGACCGGAGGUGGUGACUAUGGCAGUCCGCGCUCCAUCAGUGCGCCCAUCUACCGCAGCGAUCUUGGUGCCAGCGGAGCCCAUGGUCUUUACCCACCCAUCGAUGUGCCGUCCUACUUCUCGGAUCAACCCCGCUCCUGGCAGCUGGACGAGGAGCCCACCAGGCCACAGGCGGUCGAACCGGAGAUCGUUAGCUUCGAUCUGUUGGCCGAUGACGACCUGACCGAAUCCCGAACCCUUCUGCGCGACGGCUUGGCCCGCUGUGCCCGGGGGGAGCGGCGGGAUAGCUACGGAGCCUGUCGCAAGAUCGAGGGCUACUGAGGAGGAGUGAGAACCGCCAGACUGCCAGCCUAAAUAGUUAGUUUCAUACUUUGCACACUCUAGAAUUAAGCCGACAAAAUCUUCUUACCAAUAAAUACAGAAACUUAAUCGUCACUGAGAAAAA